GCGACCCCUAAUGGAGAGUUACGAAAUUAAUAAUAACGGUAGCACGAGGAUAAACGUGAAAAACUUUAGUGUGACGUCAGUAAAAAAUUAGUUUGAGCAAUUUAUAUCAUCGUAAAAUGCCAUGAGUGAUCUCAAAAUAAAUCUGUCCGUGCCUUUUCCAACUGCUAGGGAAGCAGAAGUGGCUUAUAAAGUACUUCUAGUUGAUAAAGAACCUGCGAGAGGUGGAGUGACUAAAACAUUAACAUUAAACGAUAAUAUUCUGGAAAUAUUAUUCAUUGGCAAAGAAGCACGGAAAGUACGUGUAGGGCUUACAUCCUUCUUUGACAAUCUUUUACUAGUCACAGAAACUAUCCAACAGUUUGGCCCACCUGAACCAACAUACAAUUAUUAUUAAUUAAUGGUAUCUUUUUCUAUCACUUUAACUAAUUAUGUGUUGUUGAUACUUUAAAAUGUAU
This is a messenger RNA of Harpegnathos saltator (Jerdon's jumping ant), 455 nucleotides long. Its product is annotated as Threonyl-carbamoyl synthesis 6. Gene Ontology annotation, cellular component: EKC/KEOPS complex. Bases 122 to 394 code for a protein of 90 amino acids. The transcript is spliced from 4 exons. The record is from RefSeq and is a predicted model, not a curated record. Lineage: Eukaryota; Metazoa; Arthropoda; Insecta; Hymenoptera; Formicidae.